UCCAGCCAGGCAGAACAUCGUCAUCUACUCAAAACAAGUCAAUGAAUUAUGGCGUUUCCUAAGAUAAAUCGGAGUACAGUUUUCGUAGUAUUUAUGCUGAUUGUCACUUGCUCCAGCUCUGUGUUUGAAUGGAAUCAAGGAAUUCGGGACCGAAUACAUGCAAUAAAUGCAGCGGAUGAAGUCCACCAAGCCCAAGGGCAAUUUGACUCUGCUGAUGAGAAAGUGAAAACAAACGUUGAGGGACGUGAAAGAAGAAGAGUUCCCAGGGACGUCGACCUAGGAGGAGGAGGCACAUCUUCGUCAACAGAUUCUUUGUGUCUCAUCAAUGAUGCUCAAGCACAGCUUAAAAAACAUACUCAAGUUUAUCAGUUUAAUGACAGUAACUUCAACUUGGCAAUGAUAUGGACUGGAACUGAUGGCAAGGAGCUAUUGGCCCUAACUACAAUGGAGUAUGGAUUUUUUGCAGCCCAGUCCAAGCUGUGGAUAAGUAAAGACUUUGGUGUAACCUUCCAUAGCAUCAAUGAUCUGAUAGACGGAGCCAUUAUAAGAUCUUCCAAUGGAAUCUUUAAGAGUUCUCUCGACCCCCAGAAAAUUAUUCUAGUAUCGUACAUGGAGGAUAUGGCGCAGACUCAGACUCGCUUGUACAUCACAGAAGAUGGUGGACAAACAUUCCAGAAAAAGGUUGCUUCAUUCUACUUAGAUGGAGCUAUCAUAUUCCAUGCUACAGACCCCAAUAAGCUAUUGGCACAUUCGCCAUAUCAAGAGUUUUCGGUUUGGAUUUCUGAUGACUUUGGUAAAAGUUGGACAUCAGUACGAAAGAAUGUGAUGAUUUACUCAUGGGGAACAGUAGACAUGGAACCAGGCACUCUGUUUGUUGCAACAUUGGACAAUGCAGAGAAACAGAAUGAUGAAUCUCCUUCAUACACGAUGUUGAGGUCAACAGACUAUGGCAAGUCUUUCAAAAAAAUAAAGGAUGACAUUUACAGCUUUGGAGUGCAGGGAAAAUUUGUGUUUGCAGCAAUGGAUGGGUUGCAGGGUGAUAACAGUAGACUGCUGUAUGUGUCUAAGGAUGAUGGCAGUACAUGGAACCCAACACAACUACCUAUAGUUAACAAUGAUAGGUUCUUUUCUGUGUUGGACAUGAAUGAAGGCAUGGUAUUUAUGCAUGUGGACAACGAGGGAGAUACUGGUGCUGGAACUCUCUACACAUCUGAUGCAGAUGGGAUUGUUUUUUCAGUCUCACUGGAACAACAUCUGUUCCCUGAAGGUUCUACAAUUACUGAUUUUUACCGAGUGACGUCAGUUCGUGGUGUUUACCUAGCUAGUCAAGUAGAGAGUACCGACCAGAGUGUACAUACAGUCAUUACGUUUGACCGAGGUGGGGUGUGGCAACCAGUCAAGGCUCCCAAAGGUUCCAAGUGUAAAGAUUCUGCUACGUCUUGUAAUCUCCAGAUUCAUAAUCACUACAGUCAGUUCAAAGGAGUGAAUGCUCCGUCUGCUCCACUCAGCCAGCCUAAUGCAACUGGACUCAUACUAGCUCAUGGAAACGUAGCUGAUUCUUUGGAGACCCAUGCACCAGAUGUAUUUGUAUCCAACGAUGGGGGUUAUAAUUGGACUAGAGCUUUAGUGGGACCCCAUCAUUACACAAUAACCAACCAUGGAGGCCUGCUACUUGCUAUACCUGCUGAAAAGGAUUCUACAAACACUAUCAAGUUUUCUUAUGAUGAGGGUCAUUGUUGGAAUGAAUAUGAGUUUUAUUCUGAACCAUUGACCAUCACUGGACUACUACCCGAACCAAGCGCCAAGUCACUUAACAUCAGCAUCUGGGGAUUCGGACCUCAAGAUCGCAAAUGGAGAGUAAUCACUGUGGAUUUUAGUGCUAUAUUAACAACAGAAUGUAAAGCAUCAAACUUGAUAGAAUGGGUUCCCCAUGAGUCCAAUAACCAAAAAGGCUGCCUUCUUGGAUUGAAAGAAACCUUUGAGAGAGUGAAGCCAGAUUCAAGAUGUCGUCUGAGCUAUUCUCAUCAAAACACACCCAAGCGCUCUGAGCCGUGUCUCUGCAAUAAAGAUGACUAUGAAUGUGACUUUGGGUUCAGUCGUGACAUUGCCAGUGAUGAAUGUGAAGUCAGCCCUGGUAUAGAUCCUUCAAACCUUGAUAUCUGCAUAAAUGGAGUGGAGGAGCAAAUCACUACAUGGGGGUAUCGUAAGAUUCCUGGCGAUGUGUGUGUCUACGGCUUUGAGCCAGAGCGGAGCUUUAAUAAACUUCAAGAGAAAUGUAAAAACGUUAGUUCAGCUAACCAGGAGGGUGCACCUAAGACAGCAGCCAUUGUGAUGAUUCUACUGGUUCUUGUUCUGUUCUCCGGAGGUCUGCUCUUUCUUCUACACAGACAUAAUAAGCUGCCCUGCCAUAAACAAAACUUGGAGUCGUAUCGCUACUCUCAGCUCAGUCAAGGAGAUGCCCUGGACAAGAUUAUUGAUUUAGAAACUCAACCUACAUUCCAUGACUCAUCAGAUGAGGAAAUGCUCGAGUAGCUGGUUUUAUAUUGAGUAGUCGUUCUGCUCUGCAAGAUGAGAUGAGUGGAUGAGUGCCUUCCAACGCUCACUGCACUAGGUACAACUCAAAACUCAAGACUCGUUAAAAUAAGGUAUCUGUCAAGGCCCAGUGAGAAACUCAAACGUAUUGUUAAUAUCUGGUAUUCAUCAAUACUCAAAACACUCAGAGGAACUCAGGGUGUUAUCAACACAACAUGUAGUACUCAUUGAGCAACUCCAAGAUAUCUAUCGCUACUCAAGACUCAUAAAACCGCUACCCACCACUUACAAUAGACUCAUGAUCAUCAUCGUGAGUUUGGACUUAUUUAUCAAUGUUGAAGCUAAAAUGGUCAGUUCUGGUUAAAUUAAAUGCAAAACAAAGUAACACUGUUGCAUUACUAUUGGCCGUAAAUUUAUAAUGUUUUUUUUUUUUUUUUUUAACAAGUAAACAAUUUGUGCCUUUUCUCUUUCUAAUAUGCUAAAGAAACUUGGUGGCCUAUUUUUGAAAGUAAAUAUCAAACUAGUUGCCUAAAGGUUGAGGCCGCUUCGGUAGGUUAGUGGAUUACCACAUUACCCCAUGGAUAACCUUUACUUAUUCACUGAAUCUAAUGAUUAUAUUUUUGUGCAAUUCUGUUGGUGUGUGAGGGGUGUAAUAUCAAAUAAUGGAAGAGUUUGCACACAAAAUCAAUGUGCCUUUUCUAAUGUAUGUAUGGUGCAAUGAUUAGUCUAACAGAAACUUAGAGGUAUCAAGGUAUAAACCUACAUGGGAAAAUAACUGGGUAAAUUUUUUACUAAUUUUGUGUCGAACAAAGAAAACUGACUUUUCCCAAAAUUAUUACCAGCUAUAGACAUAAAAUUAUAGAAAUGUAUUUGGGUUUUGAAAUGGCCGGCUGUCACAAUUCAAGACUCAGCGAGGAUGAAAUGUAUUGUUAAUAUCUGUACUUAUUGGUUGAGUUGGAGCGCUGUGUUCUUGACCAAAGUUCACUGUUCUCACGCCCAAACUAUGAGGGCAUGACCUGAGAACAAUACACUCAGAACAAGAAUAAGGCAUACUCACUUCAGUGAAGAUGUUCACUUUACCAAUUCCAAUUUAUGGAUGAAAAAUGGAGAAAAAACUCACAAAUUGUUCAUUGACAUUUCGUCACUACACUAGUGGCUUCAUGUCGGACUGGGAACUCAUCACAGAUGGUUUGCUCCUUUAACAGAAUAUCAGAGACAACUAUGGAGGGUGCUCAGCACAAGUCAUUUGAAUAAAUGCAUGAUAACCGAAUGUGAAUAUCACUUAUUGCACUUGUAUUAUAGUUGUGUUCAAAUAUUACAGGCCCUAGGCCUACUAGAUUAAUAGUGGAGUAGUCGGCCAUUUUGAAAGGGGGGAGUGCGUUACUUGCUUUUAUAAAAACAAUAGUUAAUGGCCUGAUGUUUCGACCCUAGCAGAGUCUUUCUCCAAGCAGAGUCUUUAAAAAAAAGAGCAAAGCCCUCGCUUUCUGGGGGCUUUCUGACUCUCCCUCUCUCCAUUCAUGUGUUUCCACUUCACUGCUUUUGUUUCACUUAGUGACCUGUUCUUGUUUGUUGUGUUGUCAGUAAGCCUCCGAGGAGGACUUUGCUAGGGUCGUAACGCAUUAGGCUAUUACCUAUUUUUUGCAUUCAAACCACGUUGGUCCUUUUGGUUGGUAAGCAGGUUUUUUUUUCUCACUUGUUAAUAUUAACACAGUUCAUCAAUACUGUGCACCUUGUUGUGUUCCAUAUACAUGUAUGGGGUAUGGACAUGGCUCUAGAUUGUUCAACUUCAAUCAUUUUGUGGUUUUGCGAUUGGGAGUUUAAAAAGUGAUGAAUUCGCAGUUAUUAUGACCUUGUGAGAGCGUGAUUGAAUUUAUAUGAUGCACAUCAAACAAAUCAACUGUUUUUUCAUUGGUUUUGUCAAUAUUAUCUAUUUGGCCAUUGAUACAAGAAAGUAACAUACAGGCAGUCAAUAUAGAAUGUGAUGCAAGCAAUUUCACUGCGGAAAGCACCCUCACUCAGUCAAAAAUAUUUUCAAUCGAUUUUAUUUUGAAUUCAUUGGUUUUUUUUUUUAUCUAAUAAGGGCGUGUUUAAACAUUUUGAAGGAUAUAGUUUGUAAAUACAUGUAAUAAACUGAUACAGCAAUUCUUGUAGGUCUGAAGGUGGAAUCGGCUUUAACUUAAUACAAUUUUAAUACAAUUUUUGUUCUCUCUUUUUUAAACACUUUAGGAAGAUGCUUAGCAUUACAUCAAUAAUCCUUAAGUUCAUUUGUUUUUUUAGCUUGUGUUGAAAUACAGGUCUUCAAAUUGAAAUGCUUGAAUGUUUGGUAUUGGUUGUAGCUCACUGCAUGUGUUUCUUAAUUUAUGUACAUCAAUUUCACAGUUUUAUUUUAAUUGUCUGAGACAGUUAAGUUUGUCGAUGGGAUCAGUCGCUUCCAUAUUGUUUGAUUGAGGCUUUGCAUGGUGUGGAUACAUAGGAAGAAACUAUUUCUCCUGAAAACGAGUAUACUAUUUGAAACGCCAUGACCACACCGGCUCUUUUCAGAGUCGACACUCCCUCAAAAGAAGUUUACGCAUGGUUGUACCCGCAAGUUCACUAUUUAUUUAAAGUUUCUUCCAUUUUGGUUUGGGGACAAUAUACAUUUACUAAUUGAAAUUCAUUUAGAAAAAUUCAUAAAGAAUGUAAUGUUUUUAAAUAGCUGUGUCGGUGAAGGGCAAAUAUUUAGUAAUAAUUGAGUAGAACGCAAUAUUUGCUUCGAGCAUUGAUCCUGUAACUAACCAUUUGUUUGUUUGUUUGUUUGUUGGAAUGAUCUUCCCAUCAAGGGAACUCCCACAAAGGGAUAUAACUGUAU
Molecule: messenger RNA, 5380 nt
Organism: Asterias rubens (European starfish)
Lineage: Eukaryota; Metazoa; Echinodermata; Asteroidea; Forcipulatida; Asteriidae
Product: sortilin-like
Exons: 21
Coding region: 49-2532 (827 amino acids)
Biological process (GO): endocytosis; Golgi to endosome transport; vesicle organization
Cellular component (GO): Golgi apparatus; membrane
Molecular function (GO): protein binding
Source: RefSeq, a predicted model, not a curated record